This is a messenger RNA of Scomber japonicus (chub mackerel), 2450 nucleotides long. It is a transcript of the gene tbc1d19, whose product is annotated as TBC1 domain family, member 19. The transcript has 21 exons. Bases 1 to 1587 code for a protein of 528 amino acids. NCBI's taxonomy places the organism in Eukaryota, Metazoa, Chordata, Actinopteri, Scombriformes, Scombridae. The record is from RefSeq and is a predicted model, not a curated record.
AUGGACGAGGGCACCGAGUUAUCUCUGACCAUCGCUCAGAUCGUGCAGCGGUUGAAAGGAAGUCACCUCCACUCACAGAUAGAGAGGCAAGCCAAAGAGUGUUUACAUCAGCCUGAGAUAAAGCUGGAGUCUCUUAAAGAGGAUGUGCGCAGUUUUCUCAAAACAUCAGGCUGGGAAAGAAAGCUACAGAAUGCAGUGUACAGAGAGCUGCACGUCCAGCUGCCCCCGAGCCAUCCCGCGGCUCCUCCAGAGCAUCUCAAAGAGCCGCUGGCCUACAUGCGCAAGGCACAGGCCAGCUGGGAGAAGCGUGUCCUCAAAAGCUUGAACAGCAUGAGUACAGAGUUGGGAGUGCCUCUGGCUCGCAUGAGGCCUGCAGCCGAGCAGAAGGAGCUCGCCAACAAAUGGAACGAGAUGGGCACGGAUGAACCAGAUUUAAGUCGGUUCAGGCCUGUCUAUGCCCCAAAAGACUUCCUGGAGGUGUUAAUAAGCUUGAGGAACCCCAACCAUGAUAGCAGUGAGGACGUCAGCGCCAAGAGUCACUGGGGUCUCAUCCAGGUUCCCCUCAAUGUCAGGGACAUCCCACAGCUGAGACAGGCCUACUCAGAACUGAACCUCUUCACUGGGCAGCUGGGGAUUGACGAUCAUGCUCACAUCCAUCCAGGCUCUGCAGACUUGUUUGAAAGCGAGUACGUUCAAAUCGGGAAAAAAGUGGUUGUGGAGCAGGACAGUGCAGCAGCGCAGCAGUACAGCAGGCAGGGCUGCCCCACAGGGCUGCGAGCUGACCUUUGGGCCCUCAUCCUCAACUCCACUAACCAGCCUCAGGAUGUGAUGCAUUAUGAACAGCUAAAGGCCGGAGUCAUCCAACAUGAGCUGCUAGUGGACAACCUCAUCUAUAAGGAUGUGAAGCUCACCGCCAGUAAUGACGACUACUACUUUGUGUUUGAAGAUUUCCUCUAUCAGGUGUUGCUGUGUUUUUCCCGAGACACUGCCGUACUGGAGCACUUCAAAUACAACAGUGCCAAUCCUCCCAAAUCCUACAUCCAAGGAAAAGUGGGAGAUGAUGAGUGCGCAGUUGUUUAUCCGCCCAACGGUGUAAUCCCUUUUCAUGGGUUCUCAAUGUAUGUUGCACCUUUGUGUUUCUUGUACAACGAGCCGUCCAAGCUGUACAGCGUCUUCAGGGAAAUGUACAUCCGCUACUUCUUCCGAUUGCACUCCAUCUCCUCCUCUCAUUCUGGUAUAGUGUCUUUGUGCCUGCAGUUUGAGCGGCUACUCCAGACCCACCUGCCUCAGCUCUUCUAUCACCUUCGACAGAUUGGGGCGCAGCCGUUGCGGAUAGCUUUUAAGUGGAUGGUGCGGGCCUUCUCUGGUUAUCUUUCCACUGACCAGCUGCUUCUUCUCUGGGAUCGAAUCCUAGGAUACGACUCGUUGGAGAUAGUUGCAGUCCUAGCAGCUGCCGUGUUUGCCUUCCGUGCCGAGAACCUGAUGGAAGUGACAUCACUGGCCUCAGCUGAGGCUGUCCUCGCCGACCUUUCGACGCUGAAGGUCAUGCCGCUCAUCCAGAUCUUCCUAUUCGCCACCGCCAUCUGAGGAGUACGGAGACCCCAGUAUGUAAUGUUCACGCCACUCAGAAAAUGAAGAGAUGCCUCUUUGUAACACCAACACCAACACCACUGACCAUCCAUCAAGAAAUUGCGUCCUCGUGUGAGAUCUAUCAAGGAAUAAUCACCUCAUCUUGAGCUGGUUCAAGCAAUUGAACCAAUUUCCUCUUUUAGCAUGAAUGCACCAUAGACACUGAAUCCCCCUGUAUCAUGUUAGUAGAUAUUACACAGCAUAUACAAAUAGCAUACAGACCGGUAACGUAAAGCUAACCUCUUUAAGCCAUAUGCUCUGCAGGAAAUAUGACACGCUCUGCAGCGCUCUGAUCAGCUGAGAAGCUCAUUAGGAGAUGAGUUGCAUGGAGCAGUAAUUGUGUUACGAUAGCAGCGUACUAAGAGAACAACAGUAAUGUCUCCGAGCUUGGCUAAUGAAGUGCUAAUUAGCUCCUGCAAUUUAUUCAGCUCUGUAGCUCCUGCUUGUUAUAACACUAUUAGAUAACGCUACCGCUGAUGAAUGAGGAGAUUGGGAGCGCUAUCCCGAGCCAGCGAGAAAUAAUCAAAAGCCACAAACUGAAUGAAACUGUAAGUUAUGAUCAGAAGCUGCUUUGUCGACACGUAAUUUAUUGUAUUUAUGAAGAACUUGCAUAGAACUGCACUUUUAAAGGAAGUUUAGCACCUUCAGUGCCAGUGUUUUACUUCUGUUUUGUUUUAAAAUUAUGGAUUCCUGAAUGUAUUGACUUACUUUGUACUUUGUGUUAUCUUUAAAUGCAAUCAAAUCAACUUUAUUUAUUUCAAUGUCAAACAGUAUUCUUUGCCAGUCAAUGCCAACAUCUGUCAGUGUUUUUUGCAACCUCA